Danaus plexippus (monarch butterfly) is the source of this 2616-nucleotide messenger RNA. Its product is annotated as fibrinogen C domain-containing protein 1-like. Lineage: Eukaryota; Metazoa; Arthropoda; Insecta; Lepidoptera; Nymphalidae. Bases 89 to 1792 code for a protein of 567 amino acids. The record is from RefSeq and is a predicted model, not a curated record. The transcript has 8 exons.
UUCAAAGCAAUUGAUAGUUGUGGUUUAAACAAGAUCACGUUUUCGUAAGCAAAAUAAUAUAGAUGUGUCCAGUAUUACAAUAUAGAUCAUGUGUCCAGUAUUUAGAAAAGAAGUCACAACAUUCGAGACCGCAGGAGGAAAAUGUUUUAAAAUAACUUAUCUUCAUUUUAAGUAUGUAUCGAGUGACGAUCAUUACAACUUGCAGCGUGGGACUCUACAGCCGAUUCACAUGGCAACGAUGAUGUCUAAUGUAAUUAUAGCUUUAAUAUUCCUAUAUGUUUCGUUUUGUUACGGCGGAAAACAUUUUACACCCAAACACAACGAGGACGAGGAUCUGGAAAUGUACAAGGAAGAAAGUUCGAGAGGUUCGAAAUAUAACGACACUGUUCUGACCCCAACCACGAGACAGAACACUAAAGGAGAGAUCGUAGUAGAAAAAUUCGUUGAAUCUCUCAUGUCCAGCGAGAAAUACUUAAAAAUAAUAGAGACGAUUGAAGAUAGAAUGACUCAUUUAGAGUCAAUAUUUCAUGAGAGGUCCAAUUCAAUACUCAAAUAUCUGUUGGAAGUCUUAAGAGCCGUGAAGAACCCACCAGCCGAAGUGAUGGAGAGAGCCUUCAAAAAUCUCAAACACGACCUGGACAGGUUGAAGUAUUCAGUGUCACAGAAAAGUGGGACUCCACCUAAAUUAAGAGUGGAGGACGGCAACUGCAACUUGGAGGGUGCUCUCGACAGUCGCCUCUCGUUUUUGGAAACGAACAUGAAAUCUGUGUUGAAUGGUGUCGAAGCUAUAACAGCGGUCAUAUCGGAAGUGAAAAACCGGCAGAAACUUAGGACAUUUAACAAAAACGAUCAAAUCACUGGAAACUUAGACGCCACAACUUUAAUCAGUGAAUUCAGAAGAGUAUUGAUGGAACAAAAACCUAAGAAAUGUGAUUGCAAAUUGGGUCGUGUCGAUCGUUCAGAGAGGUAUCCCACCGACUGUCAAGAGAUCCAAGCCCAAGGUUUUAACGUCACUGGCAUAUACAAGAUCAAGCCCGAAGACAUGGAGCCUUUCUAUGUGCUGUGUGAUCUUAAUACUGUUGGUGGAGGGUGGACGGUCAUACAAAAUCGUUUCGACGGAUCCCAAGAUUUUUACAAAAAUUGGAACGAAUACAAACACGGUUUUGGUAACUUGGCCAGCGAGUUCUGGCUCGGUUUGGAGAAAGUGUAUUAUCUAACUAAUCAGAAAUUAUAUGAGCUGAGAGUGGAAAUGGAGACACAAAUCGGACAGGAGGCUUCGGCUACAUUUUCCGUUUUCACUAUCGGACCUGAAUACGAGUCCUACAGGAUAAGUACGCUAGGUACUUAUCGAGGGAAUGCCGGUGACUCGUUAUCGUAUCACGCCGGUCAAAAAUUUUCAACCUAUGAAAUUGAUAACGACGAAUGGAAAGAUGGUUCGUGUGCGGUUGAACAUGGCGGUGCCUGGUGGUAUAAGGAAUGUGACAAAAGUAACUUGAACGGUAAAUACAUGAGUGGAACGGAGGAGAACAACGGUCAAGCAGUUUAUUGGAUCUCAUUCAAAGGACCGAACUCGCCUCUAUCGAAGACCAGGAUGAUGAUAAGACCUCUGCCGGCCAGCCGACCACAGGAAUACACCGAACAAUUGCGGAAGCUAUCUGAGAACCCAAAACCGGAUGUAAAGCGAGUCCGCGGCAAGGAAAUGAAGAGUGCUUACGACGGCGGUCGAGCCAGAGCGCCCUACAGAUACGAGGAUAGCGUGCGCCAGGAAGUCUUCUUCCCGAACUAUACGUAACAAAAUCGUAUCUAGUAACGUUUCAAUGCACUAUUUACUUAUACUUCUUGUUAAGUCACUUAUUCGUCUUUUAUUUUAUCGGUGGAUGUUAAUGGGUGAUGGAAUAAAAAUAUAAAAUCAGUCUCAUUCGCUUUAUUUAUAUCAGACGGGCUCCACGAUUCAGUUGAGCAAAGUAUCAUGGACAUUUAACAUUUAUUAUACAUCAAUAUUAUAAAUACAGAGUAACAAAAAAAAAAUCUACGCACAUGAGAACGUUUCGUAAGUCUACAGUAGUCCGCCUUAUGUACACAUCGAGACCACACACAUUACACAUGGCAGUGCCCUAAGCCGUUGUAACAUUAUACAUAUAGUAUACACACUAAGUCUAAAUACGUAUUUAGUAAUGUUGAUUGACAAUUGAAGUUUAUUUUAUAUCAUGAGUAAAGAUUUAUCUCACAAACAAAAUGGCUAUCUAACGGAGGGAUUUCGAGUUAAUUUUAGAUAAUAAUGAAAAUAAUUUUAAUUGUAACUAAAUCUAUCGAUUUAAAAAUAUCUCGUUUAACGGCUCCUAACAUGAAACAUCAAUAUUUACAAAGUACCACGUAACAUAUAUAAGAGCAACUAGCAUUAAAAUGCGAAAUUUGUUUGUCCGUCAUAGACAUAACACAAGUCAUAGACAUGUCUAAACUCGAUACCAUACUUACUUGAUAAUUCUUAACCAACUCCGAGUACAUUCGUUGAGAGCGAGUGCUUGAUUUACAAGGUAAAAAAAAAAAAGAAUAUCUUAUCGCCCUAUAUAAAAUAUUAAGCAAAAGACCUUAUAUAUGAUAUGAGAAAAUAAAAAU